Molecule: messenger RNA, 680 nt
Organism: Cylindrotheca closterium
Lineage: Eukaryota; Bacillariophyta; Bacillariophyceae; Bacillariales; Bacillariaceae
Source: the annotation of a GenBank genome assembly
AUGACACUGAUGUCUGACCAGUCUGGGGAAUCUAUUGUCCCCGAGGUGGCCAAAGCACUGAAAUGGUGGCCCAACGGCGUCCGCCUGACUGGUGGCACAUUCAGACCAGAUAAAUCCUUUUGGUAUCUGAUUGACUUCAAGUGGAAUGCCCAACAAGGUGUAUGGAAAUUCCGGCGGAAAGGGGAUUUCAAAGCAUCUCUUCUUCCCACUGGAACAUCGGCAAUUGCGGUGGAACUGGAUGAUCUGGAUGGCACCCCAGUGCAUCUGCAGUGGUUGGAACCGGACAAAUUGGCGAAGACUUUGGGUAUUCCAAUGUCCCCCUGCUCAAACCGGAAAGCACAACUUGUGGUGAUGCAGGGAAAAGCAAAAGCAUGGGCGGAUCAGAUCCAACCUAGCUUCCUCCACCGAUAUGAUGUCCUCCCUCUCCUUUGCAUCACAAUCCAGAAGACUUUGGAGUACCCCAUGGCGCUCAACUUCUUCUCUCCACAGGAGUGGAACAAGAUACUAUCCUCAGUGCUCAGGGCGGCACUUCCAGAGGCCGGUAUUUGCCGCCACUUUCCUCGUGCUAUGGUCUAUGCCCCUAUUGCACUCCAAGGAGUGGGUGUCCCUCAUCCGUACGGUCUCCAAGUCAUCAAACACUUGGACAUGCUACUUCGCCAUCCUGCCAAUCAGACCAAGAC